GGAUAUUUCGUUGACGCCUAGAACGUUGUAUAUAAAAAACCAUAUGAUUGUAUAACUCUCUUAUUGUGAAAAAAGUAAAUUAAAAAAUAGAGUUUCUCUAAGAACAUACUCUCACCUUUUCCAACCACUAAAGCAAUACUGAAGAAACAAAAUGAAACUGGAGCUAGUCCUCAUACCAUCAGCUAGUCACGGCCACCUGCCGCCAUUCGUUGAGUUAUCUAAGCUCCUCGUCGACGGCCAUGACGAUCUCUCCAUCACCGUCAUCGUCAUCCCUCCCAGACAAGAACUCCGUACGCCAAGCCUUUCCUCCUACAUCUCCUCUCUCUCCACUAUGCCUAGAGACCGCAUACGCUUCAUCUUCCUAUCCGACGCCGAUAGGUUAAACUCUCCUAACACCGAGCCGGAUUUCCGUUCAUACUCGGAGAGGUAUAAACCGGCGGUGAAAGCCACGGUAGCUAAACUUAAUGACCCGGCCCGACCGGAUUUGAGUAAGCUUGUUGGGUUCGUGGUGGACAUGUUCUGCACGCAAAUGAUCGAUGUUGCAAACGAGUUCAACGUCCCAAGUUACUUGUUCUAUCCUUCCAGUGCAGCGUUUCUUGGUUUGCAGGUUCACAUGCAAUAUCUUUGCGACGUUGAAAAGUACGACGUGGGCGAGUUGAGAGACUCGGACGCUGAGUUGGAAGUCCCGUUUCUGACUCGCUCUUUACCGGCGAAGUGCGUCCCCUCCGUGAUGUUAAACAAGGAGUGGUUAUCCGUUGUUUUGAGCCACGCCAGAAGGUUCCAAGAAACAAAGGGUGUUUUGAUAGAUACGUUUGCUGAGCUGGAGCCUCAAGCUGUGAAGUUCAUCUCUGGUGGAGAUAGCUCUCUUCCUGAGGUGUAUGCAGUUGGACCGGUUGGUCUAGGUUCGGUCGACGAUAACCAAACGGAUGAGGUUCUACGGUGGCUCCAUGACCAGCCGUACCGAUCCGUUGUGUUCCUAUGCUUUGGAAGCAUGGGAGGUUUCAGUGAGGAACAAGCUAAAGAGAUAUCAAUCGCCCUUGAAAGAAGUGACUAUCGUUUCAUUUGGUGUCUUCGCCGUGCUGCACCAACGGGACCUCCCAGAGAGUUCGCAAAUCUUGAAGAGGUUCUCCCGGAGGGGUUUCUAGACCGGACAGCGGAGAUAGGGAAGGUUAUAAGUUGGGCUCCACAGAGGGCCGUCCUGGCGAGUCCAGCCGUUGGGGGAUUUGUGUCCCACUGUGGUUGGAACUCGAUACUCGAAAGUGUAUGGUUCGGAGUUCCAGUUGCCACGUGGCCGCUUUAUGCUGAGCAACAGCUGAACGCAUUCGAGAUGGUGGAGGAGAUGGGGCUGGCCGUGGAGAUUAGGAAUCAUUUUCAAGGAGAAUAUAUGGCUGCGGCGGAGACAAAUAGGGAGUUGAUAACAGCGGAGGAGAUAGAGAGAAGAAUCGGGUGCUUGAUGAAGCAGGAUAGCGACGUGAGAGAUAGAGUGAAGAAGAUGAGUGAGAAGAGUCACGUGGCAGUUAUGGACGGUGGAUCUUCCCACCAUGCUCUUGUAAGGUUUAUUCAAGACGUCACUGACAAUAUAUCUUCUGAAUCUUGUGGUUAACGUUCCAAAGAGAAUGCUUCGCAUAAUCUCCAGCAAGACAAUAGUAACACUUUGUUUGUGAUAUACAUGAAAUCCCAUUUAAUUAUACAUGUUGGAUAAGUGAAAUCUUGAAUUCUUAUAGGUCUUAUUUUAUUUGGCUACCAUUCUAGUUGUGUAUCUUAGUUAUGGAAACACAUGCUAUUUUUCUUAUGAUUACUAGUUGAAAAUUCAGGUAGAAAUUA
Messenger RNA from Brassica oleracea var. oleracea, 1824 nucleotides. Its product is annotated as UDP-glycosyltransferase 71B2-like. The record is from RefSeq and is a predicted model, not a curated record. Bases 152 to 1603 code for a protein of 483 amino acids. The transcript has a single exon. Gene Ontology annotation, molecular function: UDP-glycosyltransferase activity. NCBI's taxonomy places the organism in Eukaryota, Viridiplantae, Streptophyta, Magnoliopsida, Brassicales, Brassicaceae.